UUGGACGCGGGCAGGACGGAGACAGAUAAUCCAAUCAUUAGUCGACUAACAGCUCAGGGUCCAUGUCGUCUUGGCUUCAGUCUCUGAGGGAUGAGUUCACUCUGAGACCGUUUGAGAUAGAGCAGACACGCAGUGACGGCGCUGCCAUGGCGUCAGGACCUCCGGAGGGGAUGGCCAAUCAGGAGCCUGCUGAGGUUGCGGAGGAGUGCUCAGGAAAGAAGAAGUCCAAGUUCCAGACGUUUAAAAAAAUAUUUGCAAGGAAGAAGAGAAAGGAGCCGCCAGCAGCAGGAGCAGAUGCUGGGCUCAAAGCCAGCGAAUCAACUGACAAUGUCGGCAAAACCUCCGAAAAUAACACCCUCACUCGAUCAGAGAAGGGAUCUGGGUCAAAGAUCAGCCUGGGCGGAAAGGCCUUGUCCCAUGACUCUGUCUUUGUUUCGGACUCAUCGGAGACCAACAAUGCUCUGGGGGCAUCUCAGGAGAGCAUCCACGGGAAAGUGAAAUCACUACAGCUCCAGCUGAAGCAGGCCAUCAGACUGGGCUCUCCUCCGUCCAUCAUGUGUGUGAAGAGAGCGGACGAUGCUGGAACCAUGUCUGAGGACGACGGCCUGCCCUGUAGUCCCCCUGAAUACAACGCGCUUCACACAGUCAUGAAUAAGGCUCAGAGGAACAGCCGCAUGAGUCUGGAGGGAGUAGACAGUGGCGAUGACCAGCAGUCCUGGUCGGGCUCCAGCAGAGCAGUGAGUCCUCUGGUGGUCCCGGGGGACUUCAGCCAGCCGGCCAGCCCCUUCGGCUGUCUGGAUAACUCUGCUGCCAAACACAAGCUGGGCCUGAGACACAAAGCCUGCAACAGGAGGAAACACGUCUCU
Molecule: messenger RNA, 866 nt
Organism: Gymnodraco acuticeps
Lineage: Eukaryota; Metazoa; Chordata; Actinopteri; Perciformes; Bathydraconidae
Source: RefSeq, a predicted model, not a curated record